Messenger RNA from Funneliformis geosporum, 982 nucleotides. The record is from the annotation of a GenBank genome assembly. NCBI's taxonomy places the organism in Eukaryota, Fungi, Glomeromycota, Glomeromycetes, Glomerales, Glomeraceae.
CAACCUGCAUUAGUCAAUUUGAAUAUUAAAGAUACAUUAUCAACGGUUCGUACGAUACUCAAAGAUAAUGACAAGAUCAAAAUGAAUGGUAUUGUUUUAUUUUCACGAAAAACUUACGAAGGAAAAUUUGCCGAAAUAGCACGGAGAAAUGAGAAUGAAUUUGAGUUAAAUAAAAUUUUUGAAAAAUCUGAAAGUCAGAAUUGUUCUUCCGACUAUACAUUACAUUUACAAUUAAACCUAUGUUGGGAGUAUCUGAAUCAUUUGCAUGAGUUGGAUUAUGGAUGUUUCAUAACAAUUGAUGGAAUAGUGAGAGCCAAGAAGAAAGCUUAUAAAAUGAAGAACUGUGAAUUGAAAGACAUUCGUUCUGAAGGGUUUGAAAAAGGGAAAUUUGAAAUUAAAUCAGAAACUGACGAGAUAAUGAAAAAAAAUUUAUUUUUCAGUGCCAGUGUAAAUGUAAAAGAUUUUGUAGAGUUAGCAAUAUCGAAUGAAAAAUCAAAAAAUGAACAAACCAAAUUUCAAUCAAAUUAUUCCUAUCAUUAUACAAAAUUUGGAAAAGCAUCUUUGGAAUUUAAUAAGCAUUUAGAACCAACACCAGAAUUUAUUAAAGCGGUGAAAGAAGCCACAAGUUCUAAUGAUUCAAAAGAAUGUUUUAAACGCAUUAUAACGGAUUAUGGUCAAUUCGUUCCAUCUAAAGUUAUUUUGGGCGGAAGAGCUUAUUUCAAAGAAAUAUCAACGCAUCUAGAACGCUUUAAAGAAGAUGCUAAUGAAGGUGUUUUAAGUGCAAAUAUUAGAUAUAUGAAAGGCAAAGCAGGCGAAGGUUCUAAAAGUUCAAAUAAGAUAUCUAAUUUACAUCGUCUUGAAUGCUCAAAAUUAAUUGGAGGAGAUCCUCCUGAUCGUUUUGAAAAUUUUGAAGAGGAAGCGUGGACUAAAUCUCUAAAGCAUCAUAGCAAAUGGAGAUGCAUAGAAUAUCAGGAUCCUAUUG